CAUUUAGUGUGAGUACAUACCACCGGUGCUGGGUUUCUAGUACGGUGCGGUUCCAUUAGUUAACUUUCGACGUUGAAUCGUUCAGUUCUAUGCGCUACUUACGUUGUGUUGAAGUGUUGCGCGUAAACGGUUUUUAAAUUUUGUGUUUUCGUUUUAAAAUUUUCAAAAUUUUUUUCGUUCCGUAUUUACCAGUUUUUAAAGACAGCGCACAUCCUUACCUAGCUGUCUGAUAGCGCGCGCAAACGCACACACCUGCAAACGUGCACGCAACAAUAUUCCUACCUGUUGUGACCUGCAUGCAGCAAGUAAAAGUAGCGCUUUAUUGAAAUUUCCGCUGCGUCAAGUUGUCUCGCUGGUGUGUCGAUGCGGCGCGCAUUCCUCCGCUCAACGGUUCGCCACUAAUUUCGUUAGUCAGUGAUUUAGUUAGUCGUCGGAUCUGUCAGCGCAGUGCUGUCAGUUGCAGUGUGUCUAAAACGGUAUUUUAAGGCGCGCGCAUUCAAACGUAUUUGCAAAUAAAUAAUUUUUAUUUAUAUUUUUAUAUAUAUUUAUAAAUAUAUUUAACUACCGCAGUGUGCUUAUCGACGCGUAUACCAAGCAAAGUGCUACUGUGCAAUAUAUACACACAUACAUACAAAAAAGUAUAUAUUAUAUUAAAUAAGGCGCUGCCCUACGUGAAGGCAUACACCACGGCGUUAUUUUAAAUUGCUACAACAACAGUGUUAAUAUUGUAUGCGGUGUGCCUGUAUAUAUUGGGUAGAUAAAAUGUUAAAUAAAUCCUUCUAUCAUUUGGGCGUUUUAAUUGCGAAACAUCCUGGCUAUUUCAUUAUAAUACCAGUGCUGUUGACAAUGCUCUGCAUGACUGGCUACCAACAGUUAAAAUAUCAAAUCGAUCCCGAAUAUUUAUUUUCCCCUGUAAAUGGAGAGGGUAAGGCUGAACGCGCUGUCGUCGAAAACUAUUUCAAAGUCAAUUACACGCAUAGAUUCAAUGUUGGACGCAUCACUAGACCGGGUCGUUUCGGACGUGUCAUUGUCAUACCUAAGGAUGGCAACGACAAUAUGUUGCGGCGUGAGACCUUCCAAGAAUUGCGACAUCUGGAUGAUCUCAUACAGAAUGCAACCGUCGAAUAUGAGGGUGAAUUAUUCACUUACAAAGAUGCAUGUGCACGUUGGGAGAAUGAAUGCUUUCAGAAUGAUAUAUUGAAUUUAGAUUUCAUAAUGGACGACAUUGAGUCCGGCGAACUGAAUCUCACUUUUCCAAUUAUGUUUAAUCCGGUCACGUGGGAUGCGCACGCGUUUCCCGUCUUCUUUGGUGGCACAAAAUUGACGGAGGAUAAUAUAAUUAUUAGUGUGCCGGCAAUACAGUUAGUUUAUUUUGUGACUGCGGAUACUAAACGGCAAGAUGCAAAAGGUGCCGAAUGGGAAGAGACUUUCCUGAAAGUUGUAGGUAAAGCUGAAAAUUCAGGUCUCUUCAAACACAUAUCAGUCUCAUAUUUCGCCUCACGCACUUUGGAUCAUGAGUUGGAGAAGAAUACGCGUACUGUGGUGCCAUAUUUUAGCUCAACAUUCGCAUUAAUGGCGUUAUUUAGCGUCAUCACGUGUAUGAUGGGCGACGCCGUACGCUCCAAACCAUGGCUUGGUUUGAUGGGCAACAUAUCGGCUAUCAUGGCCACUUGCGCGGCCUUCGGUCUGGCCAUGUACUGUGGCAUUGAAUUUAUCGGUAUCAAUUUGGCAGCACCCUUCCUAAUGAUAGGUAUCGGCAUUGACGACACAUUCGUAAUGUUGGCCGGCUGGCGGCGCACACCAGCCAAAAUGCCUGUGGCCGAACGUAUGGGCCACAUGAUGUCUGAAGCCGCUGUCUCCAUAACAAUCACGUCGCUCACCGAUCUAUUCUCAUUUUGGAUUGGCAUCAUUAGUCCGUUCCGUUCGGUACAGAUUUUCUGCACCUAUUCGGUAUUCGCUGUUGUCUUCACUUUCGUUUGGCACAUCACUUUCUUCGCCGCCUGCAUGGCGAUAUCGGGUUACAGGGAACGACACAACUUGCACGCGAUUUUCGGUUGUAAAGUGCAGGCAAUGUCCGUGGCCAUAAAAGAAAAACGCAAUUUCUUGUACAAAGCUAUCAUGGCUGGCGGCAUCAAUCGUGAUGAUCCCGACAAUCCGAUUGACAACAAAGAUCACAUGUUUAUGGCAUUCUUCAAAGAUCAUCUGUCAGCUGUGAUUAAUAAUAAAUGGUGUAAAAUACUAAUCAUACUGACAUUUGCAACAUAUCUAGCUGGCGCUUGUUAUGGACUCACGCAGAUUAAAGAGGGUUUGGAGCGUCGUAAACUUUCAAAGGCUGAUUCAUACUCUGUGGAGUUUUUCGAUCGCGAGGACGAGUAUUAUCGCGAGUUUCCAUAUCGCAUGCAGGUAAUCAUCACUGGCGAUCUGAACUAUUCCGAUCCUAUUGUGCAAGAUCAAAUCGAGGAACUGACACGCACACUUGAGAACACAUCGUAUGUCACCUCAUCGCUAUAUACUGAAUCGUGGAUACGUUCGUUCCGUUCGUUUGUCGAUCGCAACAAUGACUAUCUCAAUUUGACCAUCGACGAUGAGCAAUCGUUUAUUGACGCUGUCAAGGAGCAUUGGCUUUUCCCUGGCAAUCCAUUUUCACUCGAUGUCAAAUUCAAUGAAGACGAGACACGCAUUAUCGCCUCACGUUUCCUCAUACAAGCCGUGAAUAUCACCGAUACGAAUCACGAGAAGGAAAUGGUGCGCGAUUUGCGUAAGAUUUGUAAAGAUUCGCCGUUGAAUGCUUCAAUAUUUCAUCCGUACUUCGUGUUCUUCGAUCAAUUUGAGCUUGUGCGUCCGACUUCGAUACAGUCAAUGAUCGUUGGUGCGCUCAUUAUGAUGAUCAUAUCUUUCAUCUUUAUACCCAACAUAUUGUGCUCGCUGUGGGUAGCCUUUUCGAUCAUUUCAAUUGAAUUGGGCGUUGCUGGUUAUAUGGCUUUGUGGGAUGUGAAUCUCGAUUCGAUUUCUAUGAUCAAUUUGAUUAUGUGCAUUGGCUUCUCAGUGGACUUUACCGCACACAUUUGCUACACUUACAUGUCGUCGAAGAAACGCAGCCCAAAGGCGCGCGUACGCGAAGCACUUCACUCACUCGGCUUGCCUAUCGUACAAGGUUCCACCUCGACAAUACUUGGCAUUAUAGCUCUGUUGCUAGCACAGAGCUACAUCUUCCUAGUUUUCUUUAAAAUGGUAUUUCUAGUGAUCUUCUUCGGUGCAAUGCAUGGACUCUUCCUGCUACCCGUGCUGCUGUCACUAUUUGGACCUGGCUCUUGGCAGACUUGGUCUGGCACAGAUUUGGGUGACGAUAGUGAUGAAAUUACCGACGUUGAAAUUCCCAUGAAAAUGUCUAGUAUGGACAAAUUGAAUUCUUACUACUUGCAACAGCAUACACCUUUAGGACUGCCUAUGCCUUAUAGCACCGGUAAAGGUUUUCUGGGUGCGCCCUACAAAGCUUACGGUGAUGAAAAAGAUUUGGGUAUCGGUACAUCUGGCGAAGACUCCUCUGAGUCCAGUUCGAGCCGUUCGCAACGCCGCCAAGCACUCGAAGACGAGCAUACGCGCCGUCGCUAUGAAGAGGGUUGGCGUCGUUCAUCCUACCACAAUCUCUACACCAACUCGCAAUCACAAUUCCAGCCAAACGCCGAUCUCUAUGGCCAACAAGUAACCGCACAAGAGUGGCGUGCGCGUCUCGAAGAAGAACAAGAGCAGCGCAAGCGUAGCGUAAUCGGUUUGCGCGCAUAUGAUAACUUUGCGUCCGACUUUAUGCAUAUGCAAAGACGUCACGCCACACACGGUGAAGAUGUAAUCGAUACACCUGCAGCGCGCAUAGACGCCGGACACUACACGCCCACAUCAUCGCUAGACGAACGUUCGCGACGCAAGUAUCGACCCGCCAUAACCGCCGCCGUAGCCACAAAUGCGCCACAUAGCGCUGGUAGCGGCGAUGACAGUAGUUAUCAUCAGCAAAUAAGCGCUCCAACAGCCACAACGACUACAGGCGUAAAACGUUACCACCGUCGACGCUCUUCGGAGGACUCAACACGCCAUUAUCAACGUUGGCCGCCAUCAAAUAUUGAAGAGCGUUGCGCACGUCGUUAUGCCAACAACAACGCUCGCGACGAUAGCGCGGCUUAUGCGCCCACGCAUGCCAACUCCUCCGCAACAGCCGCCGCCAAUGCAUACCGCCCACACCCGCCAAUGCGCUCCUCAUCGCAUCACAAUUUAUACUAUCCCAACAACGUGCAGCAUCCACCAACAUAUCAAUAUGGCGGCUGUUACUACAAAUGAUCGUGGAGCGGUGGAGAGUGAGCAAGCGCGCAUGUUUAAACGUAAAAGUGAGAGCAUAAGUAGCUGUUAGUAGCGCAUGCGUGAGCGCAAUAAAUGAAGCGAGGACACAAACCUCGAUUGCACUUUAUUGAACUAUGCACUAUGCCAGUUACGAACUGGACAUUUAUUGAAUGAAGAAAAGCUCAUUGUGGUUUUUUUAUAAAUCUAGUGUUGUGUUGGUUUAAUUUUUCUUUUAAUUUUUGUUUUUGUUUUAUUUUUAAUUUUACAUUUAUAUCUUUUUUUAUAUUUUCUUUAUUUUUUAACAUUUGUUUUUGUUUUGAAAUGUAGCUAUUCAAGUUUUAUUUAAAAGAAACAAAGUUAUGUUCUAGUUAAUUUUAUACACAAACAAAUCUAGAAAAUAUUUAAAUGCUAGAUAUAUAAAAUAUCUAUAAAUAGUGUAAAUUAAAAAGAAAACUAAAUACGAUUAGGUGCUUGAAUUUAUAAAUAAUAAAUAUUAAAAAUAAAUAUUUUGCUUAAAAAGAAUAACAAAGUGCAAAAGUAUAUUUUGCUUAAAAUAAAAACAAAGUGCAAGAGAAUUUAUUUAAAAAGUUGCACUAAACUUUUUUGUUUGUAAGCUCAUGAAUUUUAUAGUUAUAAUUCCAAGCAUUCUGUGUAAAUUCUAGCCUAGAAAAUUAUUCUUCUUUCACACGUUCUUUUUUUCUCGCUUCUCAUUUCUUACCUUUCUCUGAUUGUUCUGUAUAUUAGAACAAAAUAACCCUAAAAAUUAUAAUUUUUAAUUAAUUUUUCUUUACGUUUAUUAUCGUUUUUUAAUUUGUAUACCUUUCUGCGCACUACCAUUUUAACUUCGAAAUAAUUUAGUUAAAAUGAACACUUUGUAAAGAAAAAUGAAAUAUUUUUAACAUUUUCUGUCAAUGUAAAAUAUCUGCUGUCACUAAAUCAAACUGACAGUAACUUCCGUUAGUUGAAAACUUCAUUUUUGCUGUUACUGAGAAAUACUCAUUAUCUGCAUAGAAAAUAUUUAAGCAUCGCUCGCAAUUAUUUAUAAACGCGCUUUUAACAUUCAUUUGAUAAAAUUAUUCGCACUACGUUAUAGUUUAAAAUAUUUUAAUUGUAUAAUAAUUUGUGAGUUAUUUUUAUUAUAAUUUUUUAUUAGUAUUAAUUUAGUAUAUACAAAUAUUGUUCAUAUCUAGCAUAAGACGGAUUUUUGAAUAAAUAUUAUUUUUAUUUCAACAAUUUCGAAAAA
Messenger RNA from Bactrocera oleae (olive fruit fly), 5572 nucleotides. It is a transcript of the gene Ptr, whose product is annotated as patched domain-containing protein. Lineage: Eukaryota; Metazoa; Arthropoda; Insecta; Diptera; Tephritidae. The record is from RefSeq and is a predicted model, not a curated record. Gene Ontology annotation, cellular component: plasma membrane; cytoplasmic vesicle membrane.